Molecule: messenger RNA, 1809 nt
Organism: Erythranthe guttata (spotted monkey flower)
Lineage: Eukaryota; Viridiplantae; Streptophyta; Magnoliopsida; Lamiales; Phrymaceae
Source: RefSeq, a predicted model, not a curated record
CAGAUAUAACAGAAGCCUAUAUAAACAGGUCCGGCCCAAAUCAGAAUUGGCAAGUUGAAUAGGAAAGAGGAGAAAGUUGGUAGAAAGAGAAAGAGGAGAGAGAAAGCGACGUGCAACUGAUACAGCUGGUCGGUGGAGCCGCCGUCGUCGUCUCCGGUGAGGGCUUCAAUGCGUUUUGCAAAUCAGGGAUCUGCAAGAUGAUUUCAUUGAAUUCCGAUAGAAUUAGCGGUUUACCGGACGAAGUCCUUUGUCACAUUCUCUCGUUUCUCCCAACUAAGAUCUCUGUGAGCACAAGCAUUUUUUCCAGAAGAUGGAAAUUUCUGUGGGCGUACGUCCCUAGUUUAAGCUUCGAAUGUGGGGAGAAAGAAGACAUCAUAGACAAGGUUUUCAUGCUACGUAAAGUUGAGAACAUACACACUUUUCGCCUGACUCAGGAUGUUGAUUGCACCGAUCACCAAAUGGAGGCAUGGAUGACCUCUGCCACUGCCCACAACUUGCAGAAUCUCGAGCUUCCCUAUCUGUUUUCUGUUGUUGUGCCUCGAUGCGUAUUCACAUGCAAAACCCUAGUUGAUUUGAGGCUCCAAAAUUGUGCAGCCUUAAUUCCCAUAGGCAACGGGGUGUGUUUGCCUCGCCUGAAAACUCUUCAUCUAAUCAAACUUCAUUUUGAGGAUGAUGACACCCUCCAGCACUUGAUCUCUGGCUGUCCAGUGCUAGACGAGUUGGUAAUCUGUAUAGGUCCAUUUUCUUGGGUCCCCGAAUCUUGUAAUCUACUCACAGUAAAGAGGCUCACUGUCCAUUUAGAGUUCUGUAUUUUCAGUGCAUUAUUGAUGUCUGAUUUGAGGCUCAAGUUAAAUGCACCCGCGCUUGAAUAUCUCCAGAUAAUUGCUUCUUUCCACGAGGAUAGGGGAUCUAAGCUGCUGCUAACCUCCUCGUGUGAAGCAAAUAUCUAUCUUAACAAGGAUGAAAAGAAACAGUUCGAUUUUGUUUAUCAAAAAUCUGUGCUGGAGUUUAUUACUUGGCUCGGGCUCCUUACCUUCGAGUGCCGACGAAUACGGUUGUCGUAUCGUACAGAGAUCAUGGACUCAGAAUUAGAUUCCUGGACUAUGAGUUUUCCUAACUCAACCGAACUCGAACUGAAUGUUGAUUGCCGUUUUCUCUCGAAAUUCCUAGAAAAUGCUGAUAAUCUUCGAGUUCUUAUUUUCUCCGAGUCAAGUGAAGAAAAAAGAGACUGGAUAGAACCCAUACAGGUGCCCACAUGCCUAUUAUCGCAUCUUAAGGCUAUAAAGCUUCUUAACAUUGUAGACGAAAGGAACAUUUUUGAAGUUGUAAGAUAUGUUUUGAAGAAUGCUCGAGUUUUGAAGAAGAUAGAAAUAUCAUAUCCCAAGUCAUUUGAUUCCAAUCAAAAGAUUCGUAUGGUCCAUGAAAUCUCAUUAUUCGAACGAGCAUCAAAGGCAUGUCAAGUGACCUUUGUUGAGGUUGUUAAGGGCCUGCAUACAUUCAUUCCUCUCAAAGAACUGGCAAAUAAUCAGGUACCAUUUUUUCUCGUAUGUUUUGAUUUGCAAUUCAAGAUUUUGAUUGUUUGAGUCGGUUUUUUUUUUUAUUGAAAACGAAUCAUUUUUGCUGCUUUUGUCAGGGUAUAUGGAUGGUGCUGUAAUGCAGUAUGAUCCAAGAUAGAAAGGAGAAUCAAGUAUCAAGUUCCAACAUAUAUUUGUUAUUUUGCCGAAUAUCGACUUUGAAAGCACUAGUAGGAUUGUUUGUUAUGUUGUCUAGUAUAGUCUUUUGAAGACAAAUGUAACAAUUUUGAACUUG